UAAAAAAAGAGUCCAUACAAUUCGAUGAUUCGAUCUCGCGUAACCUAUUUAAAAUGGAUAAAAAGAUGUGUGAUUGAAUGGAUGGAUAUUUUGGACGGAAUUUCAAGACUAUUUGAAAAUCAGCUUGAAACAAUCUUAAAUCCAAGUUCGGAGCACCGAGCACCAAUGUUGUUUUCAUCAUAGUCUAUGAUCGUGACAACUCUCGGCGGGAAGGGAGUUGCGUGUUGCUGCGUGCGGAAAAUCUCGUGGAUCUCGCGUCUCGCACGUUUUCUGCGAGAGAUCAAGGUGGAUCGAGGGUGAGCGUGGAGUCGAAACGAUUGUUUUCGCGCGUGGAUCCGCGCGGAUCCGGCGAAUGUAAUGGCGACGCCGACCAACAGCAGCGGUAACCUCGUCGACGAUUUUGAGGAAUCGUUUCAGCAAUGUUUGAGUAUAUUGACGAAGGACGAAGGACUGGGCAACAGCGGAACUGGCGCGUCUGGUGGUUUGACAGUGGAUAAGGACGAAGGUCGCGCGGAAAUGGAGCAGGCUACCAUGAGGUUCAUAGACCUGGCCAGACAGAUGGAAGCUUUCUUCCUGCAAAAGAGGUUUCUUUUGUCCGCGCUGAAACCCGAACUGUUAGUCAAGGAGGAGAUCAAUGAAUUGAAAUUGGAGUUGGUACGCAAGGAAGAGCUGAUAAAGAAGCACAAUGACAAGAUUGCUGUGUGGCAGAACAUGCUGACAGAUUUGCAGGGAUGGGCGCAAUCACCUGCUCAAGGCCCAGCGCCUAGUGGAUUACCUAAUGGCAAUCAAAGCGGACAAAACCAGCAAGCUGCAAGUGGUGGUGGUAACGCCUCGAUGCAGCAACAACAGCAAAUACUGCAACAUCAGCAGCAGUUGCAACAGCAGCUGCAGCAACAGCAGCAGCAGCAGCAUCCACAGUUACAGCAGCAGUUGCAGCAGCAGAUGCAACACCCGUUGCAACAACAGGUGCAACAGGGUUCUGGUGGCCCACCUACGUCAGGUCUUCAGGGGGUUGGUGUGCCAGUCAAUCAACAGGGCAUGUUCAUGGCACAGGGUGGCGUAGGUGGCAGAGCUACUGGAUUCCCAGUCGGCGGUAUGGGCAGUAGUGCUCUGCAGGGGCCCCUGGCCUAUCUGGAAAAGACAACGAGCAACAUAGGGAUGCCAGAGAGGCGGAGUUGACGCGGAAGGGGGAGGGGCCGGGGCCGGGGUCGUGGAAGAGGCCGAGGUAGAGGAAGAGGCGGCGGGGGCAGCGGGCUACCACCGCCACCACCGCUUCUCGAUCCUUCAGACCCAUCGUCCUACGCUGCUGCUGCCGCAGUCGCAGCUGCUGCGGCGGCGCCCCUUCCCUCUCCGCAACAGCAGCCUCCUCCGCCUUGCACAUAAUAUGCGUGGCAUUUUUAAUUUUGUCUUCUGGAAGAGAGAGACUAUGUUUGUACUUCCAGAGUCAAGUACAUUUGGUUGCCAUUUGCCAUUGGGUGUUGUGUUUGAUGUCAGAUUGUUGGUUUGAACGUGCUACAGUGAUGAUAAUAACGAUAAUACUAAAGUGCAAUUGUGAUAUAUGUUACUGUUUAUAUUGUGGAAAUGGACAACUAAUGCAUACAAAUUUAUCGUAUGAUUUUCGAGCUUACUGUGGUCUCAACAAUAAGUGCGUUUUAAUAUUUAAUAUAAUUUUAUCGUGAUCCAGGUUUGGAUUGACACUGCGACUAUACGAACAUUUUUCUAUUUCUUACGCGAAAGAUGGACGUUUUGAAUUCUUUGUAUUAAUUGCGGAAAUCGUAAGGGAGGCGAGCUUCUCGUGGAUGUGUGAAAUUGCAACAUAGAAUGAUGAAAGUAUGAUAAAUACUUUGUAACUAAUGUGGCAAUAAGACAUGUACAUAGUAAUGAAAUUUAUAUUAUGUGCGAUGAGAACAACAUAAUAUUUUUAAUUGUAUACAUAGCGAUAAGAAUAUCUUCCUAUUUCUUUAUGCAUCGUUAAUUUGUGAUAUUGGUUCUUCGGAGAUCGUCGACACUUUUGUAAUGAACUGCGUUCAUCGCUGUUACAGUGCCUUUGGACACCUAUCAAAUGUACUGUUCGUGCGAUAUCAAUAAAAUGUACAUUACCUAGUGUACGAUACAAAAUCAAAAUAUAUGUUACGUAUGUUGGUUGCAUUAAUAUAAGCGUCUGUCCUGGACAUUUGUGUACAAAUCCAAAAUUUUUAUCCACGUUUGUAUAAAUUUAAAAAAUUUUUCAAAACGUGAUAGCACACUAUAUGCCUGUAACUAAUGUACAUUCAUGCAUUAGAUAUAGACGCAUUAAUAAUUAUUAUAAAACGAAUAGUUUUUAAAUGCAAUCAAGACUUCCAAAGAAUUCUCAGCGUUGUAUUAGCUUUUUGUUAAUAUAUUUUUAGUUUUGUAUGAUUAAUAAUUUGUAUCUUUAGCAAACACAGAUAUGACAUGUGUAUUGCUAUAUAUAAGAGAUAUGUCUUACAUUUAGUUUUAUGUUAUAUGGCAGUUAUAUUCGGUGUUUGCUGGGAUUAUGUCAUUAGAAUAAGUACCUAUGCGACAUGUUUCAUGAACAUAUACAUUGUCAUAAAGUACAAUAAUUUUUUAUAUUAUGACAUACUGUAAAAUAAUCAAAAUUUAGCUUAACAAAUAAAUAUGCACAAUUAUUAACAAUUACUUGAAACUGAUACUUUAUU
This is a messenger RNA of Solenopsis invicta (red fire ant), 2678 nucleotides long. RefSeq names its product mediator of RNA polymerase II transcription subunit 28 (gene MED28). Gene Ontology annotation, cellular component: mediator complex. The coding region runs from base 358 to 1179 and encodes 273 amino acids. Lineage: Eukaryota; Metazoa; Arthropoda; Insecta; Hymenoptera; Formicidae. The transcript has 4 exons. The record is from RefSeq and is a predicted model, not a curated record.